Messenger RNA from Cetraspora pellucida, 883 nucleotides. The record is from the annotation of a GenBank genome assembly. Lineage: Eukaryota; Fungi; Glomeromycota; Glomeromycetes; Diversisporales; Gigasporaceae.
AUGGACUGUAUAGAACAAAAGAACAUUAUAACUUCAUUAUCAGAGACAUUAAGUGAUGACAAUACUAAUGAGCAUAAUAAUAAUUAUGUAACCAAUGAACAUAAUAAUGAACAUGUAAUUAAUGAUGAUAAUGAAUAUGUAAUUAAUAAACACGAUAGUGAUGAUGUAAAUAUCAGUAUACCUGAAGGUAGUUCUAGCAUGAAACAACCUCCUAAACUCAACCUUAAGGAUCUUCAACUUGUACCUAUUAAUAAGAUUGUAAGAUGUUUGUUCAAAAUUAAUAGAAUCAAUAGGCUUCAACUAUGUGGGCAUUUAAUGAGAUCAACAGACACUUCAACAGGUAAUUUUAUUGGUUACUUGGUAUCAAGACAUGGAAUCAUGAAAGAAUCUUACAAACUUCAACAACAGCAAUCUAAACAAAAAAACAUUGAUGAAGAUCAAUUGCCUAUCAAUAUACAAGAAGGUGCUGAUGCUUUCUUAAGUUCUAAGGAGCAUCUUAAAGAAAUGCUUAUUACCUGUAUAUUUAUUGACAAUGAUUUUCAAUUAAACAAAAUUGUUCUUACACUCAAAUAUUUACCUUACUCGCACAUUGCCGAAGCAAUUGCAAAAGCAUUAAAUUUUAUAAUUGAUGAUUGGAAAUUAACUAAUAAGAAUGCUAUAUUAUUAUUAACUGAAGUGUUGAGGCCUUUUGCUGAAGUGACUGAAUUAUUGGGAAGCAGCAAAUAUGCCACGAUCAGUUUUAUGUAUAGUGCAAUUGUCAUAAUUAAGCAAGGGCUUCUUUCAUUUAGUAAAACUUCAGAUAUGGAUUUUGAUUCUGCUGAUGAUGUUUUUGAAAAUGAUGUCAUUUAUGAAGAUGAAGAUGAAAAUAGAAUACAAGAAGACU